UCAUAGGACAGUCAGUACGUCGAGAUCUCACCGCAAUUACAGUAGAUGCAACAGAAAUAGAAAUAAAACAAAACGGGAAAUAGUUAUUUAUCAGAAAUCAUUUAUCUGUAAACUACGUAAUAAUAAGCGUGCCAAUAAUGGAUUACAUACAUACAUUCGAUAUCGAUUCUCGUUAUUAUUAAACGACUUAUCAGCACAGUUUUAUGUGAAAUGUGUUUCAAGUCACAGUUAUGUAUUAAACAAAACAACGCAGUCACCUGUUUCUUGUUACAAGUCUAGUGAGUGAUUGUAAAGUGGGCCACAAGAAUCCUGCAUCGUGAAAAACCUGUUCUUAAGUUCCACACCCGCGCACAAUGGAGAAAAGUAAAUUGUUGGAUAAAAAGAAGCAUAAAUCGCCAGGUUUGAAAGUGUACUAUAUGCCCUUUGGAUUCAGAUCGCACAAUAGGCAUCAUAAACACAAAAAAGACAAAUAUUAUGUGCACCAUGGAUACAAAGAAACUGGUCAUAAGACUAGUGCCAUGAUGUCCGGGGAUUCCCCUAACUCGCAAAAGCAUGAACUUUUCGAAUUCAAAGAGGACCGCAAGCCUCCAUCUCCUACAACGUCCAGAGACGCUGCAGUUCAAAUUGAAAAUGCCAAUGCAAAUAACACCGAUCUCGCAGCGGCUUCCGCAUUUUCCGACAAAGUUAACGAUGAAGUUUCAAAGGAGCCGUAUGCUAACGAAGUCCACGAACCACACAAAAAUGAAGACGAAAUACUUGCCACUGCCGAGGAGGUUCCCCUUCGUACCGAAAAAAGGCAAAGUUCUGACGGAAACUACGUUUCCAGAAACGAUAAUUUGAACCGGUUGGACGGAAUAACAAUUAAACCAGUUAAUAAAAAGGAAGAAACCGAGGAGGAUGAAAGUUGCGGAAUCAAGUGCCUUUAUUACACUUUGCAGUGCUGUGAAUGUACUAUUAUGUAAAAGAAAUAUUGGUGCUCUAAUUUUAUACCAAGUUGUGAUACAAAAGACUUUUAUAUACAUAUAACGAUAUAACUCACUCUCAUCAGUGCAAUUUAGUUUAUAAUUUUCGUGACACGUGCCAGAUGGUGUCUGUCUUUCUAAUACAAUUUAUGAGAAUCAACUACGAUACCAGUCUACAAAUAUUAUUCUGAUAAAGCAAUCGCUUUAUCUAAAUAUUUGCAAUAAAUUUUUUUGUAAAAUGUUUAGAAGAACUGUGCAUACUUAACGCUAAAGAAAUAAAUUUUCUGAGUUACUUUGUAAUUCAA
Messenger RNA from Agrilus planipennis (emerald ash borer), 1267 nucleotides. RefSeq lists its product as uncharacterized. NCBI's taxonomy places the organism in Eukaryota, Metazoa, Arthropoda, Insecta, Coleoptera, Buprestidae. The record is from RefSeq and is a predicted model, not a curated record. The transcript is spliced from 3 exons. Bases 354 to 962 code for a protein of 202 amino acids.